GGAUAAAAAAAUUGAAGCAGUUGCGACAUUCGAAAUGCCUCCACGUCUGUCAAUACAGGGCUUGUCAAAGCCUUUUUCAGGCUCAUCACAUAUAUCCAAUCCGUUGACAAUUGUCAAGCGCGAACCAUGUAAAAUCGACAUUCGCGCAGGCUCGUUCGAGACCCGACAAAGACGGCGACAUGAUCCAUUCCUAAUGGCACAGUCACGCCAACGCAGAGCCGCCAACAUCUCUCGUCAACAAGCUCUUGACAAUGAACGACAGGCCGCGUUAGGGGAUCCCGUGAAAAGCGAACCAACUCCGUUCAUUCAGCAGAUUGAAGCAAUUCAGUCAGGCAAAGACGUUACGGGAACAACGUCCAAUGUCAGUACAUGGAACCAUUUCAUCAAGGCAGAUGAAUUCGAGUUAGCACUCGAAUACUCCAAAGCCCUCACCGAGCCCCUGCCACCCCAGGACGCAAACAUCGCCGAUCCUGAAGCGUACAAACAAUCCGUCCAGCAACACGAAAUAGCGCACCACAACGCACGAGAGGCAAUGCACCGUAUUGUCCAGCUCUCCAGCGGAAACACCGCGGAUCGUACUCGAGUCAACAUCGAAGCUUGCAUCGAGACCUUUGGUCGACACAACACCGAUAAAAUCCUGCCCCCGAAACCAACUGCUGUCACUACCACACAGCACCCCGAGAAAACUCCCCGAGCAGGCCCCGACACCGGCUCACCGGAAGUUCAGGUUGCCAUUCUGACAACCAAGAUUAUGAAUUUAUCGCGACAUCUACAGUCAACGAACAAGGACAGACAUAAUAAGCGCAAUCUCCGAGUGCUUGUUCACAAGAGACAGAAGCUGCUACAAUAUUUGAGAAGGAAGGAACGUGGAGGUCCGCGAUGGCAGAAUCUUAUGACUUCUCUGGGUUUGUCGGAUGCAGCCUGGAAAGGUGAAAUCAGCAUGUAAAUUACUACGUACUACCUUGAGAGGUUAUACUUUUCUCUUUUGUAUUUUUUAGCAUCACAGCCGACAUCCCAUUGUCGUCAAGGCGUCCUCGCAUCUAUGUACUCUGACCAGCACGUUCAAUUCGAAUCCAUUGUAUACAUACCCGACAUAAGCAACGCUAGAUGAUUGCAAGGUCACAUAUUGAUCA
Messenger RNA from Talaromyces stipitatus ATCC 10500, 1133 nucleotides. Its product is annotated as ribosomal protein S15, putative. The transcript has 2 exons. Gene Ontology annotation, cellular component: ribosome. Gene Ontology annotation, biological process: translation. NCBI's taxonomy places the organism in Eukaryota, Fungi, Ascomycota, Eurotiomycetes, Eurotiales, Trichocomaceae. Gene Ontology annotation, molecular function: structural constituent of ribosome. The record is from RefSeq and is a predicted model, not a curated record. The coding region runs from base 35 to 946 and encodes 303 amino acids.